AUAGUAUUGCGUGGCUCUUUUUAACUUGAAGUGUUGAAGGCAGCCACUCACUACUUAAUUCCACCGCACAUCACCAUUCCAUUCAUCAUCCCUACCCUCUUCAACCCUCUCUUCCAUUUCCAUUGAUUCCCAUUUCUCUCCCUCAACAACAAUGGAAGGAUCUGGAGUCGUCACUGUCUACGGCAACGGCGCCGCAAUCACCGAGACCAAGAAAUCCCCCUUCUCCGUCAAAGUCGGCCUCGCUCAGAUGCUCCGCGGCGGCGUCAUCAUGGACGUCGUCAACGCCCAACAAGCCCGCAUCGCCGAAGAAGCCGGCGCCUGCGCCGUCAUGGCCCUCGAGCGUGUCCCCGCCGACAUCCGCGCCCAAGGCGGCGUCGCUCGCAUGAGCGACCCUCAGCUCAUCAAGGAAAUCAAACAAGCCGUCACCAUCCCCGUCAUGGCCAAAGCCCGCAUCGGCCAUUUCGUCGAAGCCCAGAUCCUCGAAGCCAUCGGCGUCGAUUACGUCGACGAGAGCGAGGUCCUCACUCUCGCCGACGAGGAUAACCACAUCAACAAGCACAAUUUCCGCAUCCCCUUCGUCUGCGGCUGCCGCAACCUUGGUGAAGCCCUCCGCCGUGUUCGUGAAGGCGCCGCCAUGAUUCGCACCAAGGGUGAGGCGGGGACUGGGAACAUCGUUGAGGCGGUGAGGCAUGUGAGGUCUGUGAUGGGUGACAUUAGGGUUCUCAGGAACAUGGAUGAUGAUGAGGUCUUCACGUUUGCCAAGAAAAUCGCUGCUCCUUAUGAUCUCGUCAUGCAGACCAAGCAGCUUGGGAGGCUUCCGGUGGUUCAUUUUGCUGCUGGUGGUGUUGCUACCCCUGCUGAUGCGGCUUUGAUGAUGCAGCUUGGUUGUGACGGUGUGUUUGUUGGCUCUGGUGUUUUCAAGAGUGGUGAUCCUGCGAAGCGUGCCAGGGCGAUUGUGCAGGCUGUGACGCACUACAGUGACCCGGGGCUGCUGGCGGAGAUUAGCUGCGGAUUGGGGGAGGCUAUGGUUGGGCUCAAUUUGAAUGACAGCAAUGUUGAGAGGUUUGCUAAUCGGUCUGAAUGAAUGAUUGAUUUCUCUGUUUCAUCAUCAUCGUAUGGUCUGCUCUGUUGGAUUGGAAUUCUGUCUGAAAGGGUUUUCUAGUAUUUUUAGUUGUUUGUUUAUUUCAUGGUAAUAAGGUUAUGUUUUUGUUUCUUAUGGUUUAAGAUUAAACCAUGUUAGUUGGAAACAGAGGGGAUAAAAAUCUAGCCAUUUGGGGCUUGUAAUAUGCUGAUACUUAGUUUUUUUUUCAUAUUCAAUGUCAUAGUGUUCGAACUAGUAUGUCGGGUCAUUGGAUUUAUCAUGAAAUAGAACCAUUAUUGUUGGAAUAUUGAAUUUUAUUCUUGAUCUUAA
Lotus japonicus is the source of this 1411-nucleotide messenger RNA. Its product is annotated as pyridoxal 5'-phosphate synthase subunit PDX1.3. The coding region runs from base 152 to 1084 and encodes 310 amino acids. The record is from RefSeq and is a predicted model, not a curated record. Gene Ontology annotation, biological process: pyridoxine biosynthetic process; amino acid metabolic process; pyridoxal 5'-phosphate biosynthetic process. The transcript has a single exon. Lineage: Eukaryota; Viridiplantae; Streptophyta; Magnoliopsida; Fabales; Fabaceae. Gene Ontology annotation, molecular function: amine-lyase activity.